AUGGGGGCGUCCGAGGAAGAGGUGGCGACCCUUGUGCGGCAGAGCGAGAGGAUCUUGGAUGCUGUUUUGACCGAGCAGCUGCAGAAGGUGCAGCAAAAGCAGAACGACAUCCUCAAGGAGAUGCUUGAGGUAGAAAACCUAAGGGAUCAUAUUCCUUUGGUGCGUCUACAGGCGCAACACGUCACCAAGGAACGGCGACGGUUAGACGCGGCUUUGCAGGAUAUGCGCAUCCGCCCUCCUGCUCCACAGCCGCUGCAGCAGCAGAACGACCAGCCGCAGCAGCGGCGUCCUAUAGAGCCUUUCCCGCUGCUAUGUCUCACUGAUAUCGGCUCGCACUGUUACCUCCCCGCCGUGGCGAGGGAUGCUAGCCACUUGCUGGUGUCUGUUGGCUUCAAUUUUUUUCUAGAGAUGCACUUGGAUGAAGCUGAGGCCUUUCUUAAGAAAAAGCAGGACCUUCUCCGCAAGAAGCACGAAUUGUGGGCUUGGAAGAGCGCUCAGCUCAAAACACAGAUUCGCAUGCUAAUGGAGGCCAUCUCCGCGGUUUCCGAGCAUCCGAUGCUGCAGGAGCUUUUGUAG
Molecule: messenger RNA, 576 nt
Organism: Cyclospora cayetanensis
Lineage: Eukaryota; Apicomplexa; Conoidasida; Eucoccidiorida; Eimeriidae
Exons: 5
Coding region: 1-576 (191 amino acids)
Source: RefSeq, a predicted model, not a curated record